UGUUAGAAAAUCACGACACGUAAACAGUGUCCGGGUUCAUCCUGUACUGAGUAUACACCAGUUAUAUAUAGUAUUUGUGUUUGUUAGUUUAGUGUGUUUCGCUCCGAACAGCCUUAAUGGCGACGGGCAGUGGUGUGGUUUUGGCCACAGAGAGAUAUGGCAGUGCAGAGUCCUGGAAGUAUUUUGCAAAGGAUGCAUUGAUAGAGAGGAGAAAAGAUGGAAGUGGAGGUGAUUCAAGAGGAAACUUUAUUGUUGGGAUUUUUAAAAGUGUCUUUCUGCCUCAGGGCUAUCCAGAGAGCGUCAGUGAUGAUUACGUGCAGUACCAGUUUUGGGAUACUGUGCAGGCUUUCGCCAGCUCUCUGUCAGGGACUCUGGCCACUCAUGCGUCUCUCAAAGGGGUCGGUGUUGGAAACAAAGAGGCAACAGUAGCUGCAGCCACAGUGACAUGGCUACUAAGAGAUGGAACUGGCAUGUUGGGAAGAAUCCUCUUUGCUUGGCAGAAAGGGAGUAAAUUGGACUCUGAAGCCAAAAAAUGGAGACUUUUUGCCGAUGUUCUCAACGACAUUGCCAUGUUCAUGGAAAUAUUGGCUCCGUACUUUCCUGCUUGCUUCACCCUGAUUGUGUGUACUGCAGGGAUAUUCAAGUCCCUUGUUGGAGUGGCAGGCGGUGCGACCAGAGCUGCUCUGACUGUUCAUCAGGCUCGCCGAGACAACAUGGCGGACAUCUCUGCAAAAGAUGGCAGUCAGGAGACUUUAGUAAAUCUGGCCGGACUGCUGGUCAGUUUGAUCCUCAUUCCCCUCGUCACUGAUAAUCCAAUACUGACUCUCAGCCUCUUCUUCCUCUUCACGGUCCUCCACCUCUUUGCCAACUACAAGGCUGUACGCUCAGUUGUCAUGGACACCUUCAACGAGGCGCGGCUUUCGAUCGUGCUGCAGCAAUACCUGAGAGACAGACGGAUCCUGAGUCCACUGGAGGCCAAUCAGACAGAACCAGUUUUCUUGCAGUUUAGGAAAACCUUUCCAAUCAAACUUGGAGUGAGGCUACAGGACGUCAUACAAAGCCCAGAUGACCUGAAUUUGGCUUUGAAGGAAAACAACAUGCCUUACCUAUUGGGAGUACAAAAUGGCUGUGUAAGUGUUUGUUUGGGACCAGAAGCAUCAGUACAUGAUGAAAUCAGAGUGAUGUGCCAAGCUUUGUGGCUCAGCAACAAGUUGAGCACUCCAACUUCCAGAGAAUAUCCUAUAGAACAGCAAAGUAACUGGAAAAUGGUGCAUGAGAGUCACAAGUUGAUGGACACAAUUUUCAAUCCAUUUCUCAAAGGUGCGGAAGCUGCAGGAUGGGACAUAAAACGAACUCUACUAGACUGGGACGAGUGGAGGGUUGAGUGGAAAACCAAAAGCAACUGAGCUGUGAGACAGCUGCAGCCAUUUAACAUUGUUUGUGUCACAUUUCUUAAUGUUGAUACAACAGUGGUAUUUUUAUUUGAAUUCAUCCUGUUUUCAAAUAUCAAUAUGUAUGAUAAAAGCAAAUAAAAUAUAUUUUGUACGCAAAUAUUUUGAUUUUUACAGGUGUAUCAAAACAUUUUAAUUUUUUUUCAACUGUAAAAGACAUUGUCUUUACCCGUGUACAAAUGUGUCAUGCAAAUAAAAUAUGUCUGACUGCC
Cottoperca gobio is the source of this 1663-nucleotide messenger RNA. It is a transcript of the gene rusf1, whose product is annotated as RUS family member 1. The record is from RefSeq and is a predicted model, not a curated record. The coding region runs from base 117 to 1406 and encodes 429 amino acids. NCBI's taxonomy places the organism in Eukaryota, Metazoa, Chordata, Actinopteri, Perciformes, Bovichtidae. The transcript is spliced from 14 exons.